Molecule: messenger RNA, 5539 nt
Organism: Marmota flaviventris (yellow-bellied marmot)
Lineage: Eukaryota; Metazoa; Chordata; Mammalia; Rodentia; Sciuridae
Gene: Rcor1
Product: REST corepressor 1
Biological process (GO): regulation of transcription by RNA polymerase II; negative regulation of DNA-templated transcription
Cellular component (GO): histone deacetylase complex; transcription regulator complex
Molecular function (GO): transcription corepressor activity
Source: RefSeq, a predicted model, not a curated record
GUGCGGGCGGUGAUGAGAGCCAAAGUUGCGCUCGGUUCGGCGCUGGGGGCUUAAGGCGGCUCGGCGCUCCGCCCGUCUGGGCCUCCCCCGGCCCCAGCGCGCGCCGCUGGGCUCCCGCGCGCCCGCCAGCCCGCCCGGCCCUGCGCCCACCCGCGCCCCCUGCCCGGCCAGCGCCCGCUCCCCGCGAGCCGGGGUCCUCGCCGCCGUCGCCCGGCCCCGGGCCCCGCUGAUGCCGGCCAUGGUGGAGAAGGGCCCCGAGGUCUCAGGGAAGCGCAGGGGCAGGAACACCGCGGCCGCCUCCGCCUCGGCCGCCGCCUCGGCCGCCUCCGCCUCGGCCGCAGCAGCCGCCGCCGCCUCGGCCGCCGCCGCCGCCGCCUCGGCCGCCGCCGCCUCGGCCGCCGCCGCCCCCAAUAAUGGCCAGAAUAAAAGUUUGGCGGCGGCGGCGCCCAAUGGCAACAGCGGCAGCAACUCCUGGGAGGAAGGCAGCUCGGGCUCGUCCAGCGACGAGGAGCACGGUGGCGGCGGCAUGCGGGUCGGACCCCAGUACCAGGCGGCCGUGCCCGACUUCGACCCCGCCAAACUGGCAAGGCGCAGUCAAGAACGGGAUAAUCUCGGCAUGCUGGUCUGGUCGCCCAAUCAGAAUCUGUCAGAGGCAAAGUUGGACGAGUACAUUGCCAUCGCCAAGGAGAAGCAUGGGUACAACAUGGAGCAGGCUCUUGGAAUGCUCUUUUGGCAUAAGCAUAAUAUUGAAAAAUCAUUGGCUGAUUUGCCCAACUUUACCCCCUUCCCAGAUGAGUGGACUGUGGAAGAUAAAGUCUUAUUUGAGCAAGCCUUUAGUUUUCAUGGGAAAACUUUUCAUAGAAUCCAACAAAUGCUUCCUGAUAAAUCUAUAGCAAGUCUGGUGAAAUUUUAUUACUCUUGGAAGAAGACAAGAACCAAAACCAGUGUGAUGGAUCGUCAUGCCCGGAAACAAAAGCGGGAGCGAGAGGAGAGUGAGGAUGAACUUGAAGAAACAAAUGGAAGUAACCCCAUUGACAUCGAGGUUGAUCAAAAUAAGGAAAGCAAAAAGGAGGUGCCCCCUACUGAGACAGUUCCUCAGGUCAAAAAAGAAAAACAUAGCACACAAGCUAAGAAUAGAGCAAAAAGGAAACCUCCAAAAGGCAUGUUUCUGUCCCAGGAAGAUGUGGAGGCUGUUUCUGCCAAUGCCACUGCUGCUACCACGGUGCUGAGACAGCUGGACAUGGAGUUGGUGUCCAUCAAACGACAGAUUCAGAAUAUUAAACAGACGAACAGUGCUCUCAAAGAAAAGCUUGAUGGUGGAAUAGAGCUGUACCGACUUCCAGAGGUCACACAGAAGUGCAACGCCCGUUGGACCACAGAAGAGCAGCUUCUGGCCGUACAAGCCAUCAGGAAAUAUGGCCGAGAUUUUCAGGCAAUCUCCGACGUGAUUGGGAACAAGUCAGUGGUACAGGUGAAAAACUUUUUUGUAAAUUACCGACGCCGCUUCAACAUAGAUGAAGUUUUACAAGAAUGGGAGGCAGAACAUGGAAAAGAAGAGACCAAUGGACCCAGUAGCCAGAAACCUGUCAAGUCCCCAGAUACAGCUAUCAAGCUGCCUGAAGAGGAGGAAGAGGCUGCUUCUGUCCUCGACGUCAGAUAUGCAUCUGCCUCAUGAGAAAUGCUGGUAACUCUGAACACUUGGUAUGGACUCCAUGUUACCCAGGAUAUCAGGUAUUACGAGACAUCACCUAGCCAUCUGCAUCACAUCUCUGUGGACAAGCAGCUAUUACCAAAAAAGGCAUACACUUCCAGUCCUGUGCUACAUCUGCCUUAAUUCUUUGCUCGUUCCUCCCUGUUGGCGCCACUUCCAGAGAGCUCCAUCACGUCUCUUCCCCUGCCUCAGUGCUGGGCAGCCCACAGCCUGCACACCUCCCUCAACUCUGGGACCCACUCCCAAGAUGGAGUCCUUGAGCCCCACCGAUGGCAGCUCUUCUCAGUCAGCAGCUUCAGAACAGGUAGUCUUGGAAGGCCCGACUCUGUUCCUGCAUGGCCUGCAGUUUCUACUUGUGCAUAAUGUACUUUCCAGAGUUACUGACCCUGUUGGUCUUCUAGAAAGUUUCUCUUCCUCUCUUCUGAGGCAACCACCUAAAUAGCAUCAGGCUUCUUUAGAAAUCACAAUGUAUCGGCAGACUGCAGCGCAGCCUUUAUUGUGCCAAGCAUCUGGAUGCGCCUUGUGUUUCCUAAAUGCAGGGUAGAGUUACAGUUUCCGAGUUUAGUGAACCUAAAUCUCCCCCCUUUUUCCUUCCCAAGUGGUCAAGCUCACUCAGAGCACCUAUCCUUGGACACUGUGGCUUAAAGGGAACGUGGACCUCAGUGCUUUCUGCCUUCAGCCCUCAGCGUUAUAGUCCCAGGGUGGGUGCACCCACCUUUUCCUGACCCCCCACCACCACUGCCGCCACAACUCUGAGCAGCUCGGUCCAUAUCACUGUACCUGGUGCUCGUACACUUGGAACUGGUGCCUUCUCCUUUUGGCAACCAUGUUAUCGGUCCCUUUUCUGUUCAAGUGUCUUAUUUAAAGUUUAUUGCUUGCCAAAGAUGACAUCAUUGAGAUAGGAGACAGGGAGAGCUUCUGCAGAUCCCGACAGAGUGCAGAUUUUGAACGUCAGGUUAGUUCAAUAAAGCAUGUUAGAAUAACUGGUGAUGGUUUUAUAGAAACUACAUACGGUUUGUUCCUGUCCUCCUGGUGUGCCUGGCCUGUUGUGUGUCACUUCAUGUGUCCUUUUGUGUCCUUUGUGUACUGAUGUGAUCACACAAACACCAUCCCUUCUCUUUUAAUAGCUGAGUACAGGGCAGAGAAGUGAUCGAUAUAUUGGUCUAAUAAGACCAAGAUGAAAAGUGGUAUGUAAUGCCUUUUGGUUGGACUGGGAACAAGUAACAGUUUUCUAGUAAAUGUCAUGUGACUUCCAGAAUCACCUUGGUUCUCUACCAGACCGUGGCCUGCUGAGGCUUGGCCAGCCAGCAUGCAUUCCAGCACCACGGCCAGCCAGCCAUUCUGCACUAACACAUGGAAGCAGCUUUUGUUGUGUUUGCAUCCUUUGAAUAUUUUUUUCUGCUUUUAAUACCAAAAAGAAAAAAAAAUACAGAUGCUUUAAGGCAUAAACAGAAUUCUUAAGAAUUUAAAAUAUGCAAUUAAAAUUUGAUGUGUUUUGAUUCCAAGCACCUUGCUUUUUUUUUUUUUUUUUCCUUUCUUUUAAGUCAAUUGAUCAUCUCUUUAGAAAGAGGUUUAGCUAGAAACCUAGUUUAGUUUGUAUGUUCUUUUGGAGAAGUCUGAGGAAAGGUCAUUCCAGAGGGGAGAACAGGGGCUUUCCUGGUCCUGUUCCCUGUCAGGUGUCUGUUGGGCACAGCCUGUUGUUGGGCCUGCCUUCUUGCCUGGAGACAGGCAGCUCUGACACCACCACUGAGUCCCUUUUGUAGGCCUGCUGUGUGUUUGGAGGUGGCUAAAAGCAGGGGCCAGUCAGCCUGUGCUCUGCACGGCAUCUGAGGGGACAUGCUGAAGCUUUCUGCUCCCCCAGCAGGAGCAAUAGGUGGUGGUUGCAGUGGCAAUCUCCUUCUCCAUGCUCAGGCUGUCUUCCUUGAGUCCCUCCUGGUAAUGACUAGAAGGAUAGUAGCCCUUAGGUGACGUGCAGAUGGAAUGGCAAUGUCCCCUUACUUGGUUCCUGGCACUGAGUGGCCUUCAUCCCUGGAGAGUCACAUGCUGGUGCACUUGUGAUCUCAGCAGGUAAAUUUGGGCUCUUUCUCCAAGGGAAAGGACGCGCUGUUUUCAUUUGACAGAGGAAGGGUACUCCUUGCCUGCCAUCGCUGCAGUCUCAAGCAGAAGAUAGCACUGUCUUUAACUUUUUUCAUUAUGCUGUCUUUGCAAUUAUGUAAAUGCAAGAAAUCACUUAGCUUUCAAAGCUGAGUGGCGUGGUGUUAUUUAUGUGAAGACUCUUAACAUAUCAAGAAUUAGGUGCAUUGGCAGGUUGGGUUUGGGAUGUGAUAACUGCUUCAGAUGGAAUGUCACUUACGUUUUGUGUUCUUAAAAUUUAUCAAUGUGAAUGUCAUAAUUAUAUAUAUUUUUGUGGAAAAUUUCUCCUAAGUAUAAGUUAUUGUGCAAAAUAUAGUAUCAUGGACACAAAUAAUAGUUUAACUUUUAGUUUAGAUAUCCUAAAAGAUAUAAAUUGUAUUGCAUAUGCAUUAAAAGUUUGUUUUAUUUAAUUUUAUGUAGAUGUGUAAAGUGUUAGUUAAGGAUUUUUUUUUUCACUUAUUCAUUUAAACACCUUGUUACUUGAAUAGCGUGUUGGCUGGUCAGCAGCAGUGAUUCUGUAACAUAGCCCUUUCAACCGAGAAGUUACCAUGCCUCAGUUGUGCUGAUGAGCUUAGUGGUGGUACAGUCCAGGUGGGUGCUGGUGUUGCAGGAGCCCCAGGUCAGUGUGGCACACCUGCUGGUUAUCUUGGCCUGUGUGUUGAGACACUGCUUCCUUUCAAUGGUUUUUGGUAGUUUUUAACCUUAAGACCCACUGAUGGUCACAAGCCUCUAAUCAAAAAACAAAAGUGAAAAAGUAGUCUAAAAGCUUGCGGGGCUGAACUAAUUAAUCAAGCAGUUCUUUUCUGUUUAGGUAAAAUUUCCUCAAAUAUCAUACACCACUCUUAAAUGUGUUCAUUGUCACUUUAAGUUUCAACUAUUUUUAUCUUUCUGAAUAUCAGAUAUACUAUUGGUAUAACUGCACACCAAAAAUAAGCCAGCAGUGCUUUACACUGGCUGGAUCCCUGCUUUUACGUGAGAAAAGGAAAGAUGGAGCCAAGUCCACCAGGGGCCUCUUUUUUUCCCCUCUCAAGCCUGUUUCUAAACCUAGUGACCCAGGAGUCAAGCUUUUAGUAUCAAAUGAACUUUGCCUCAGAUUGACUCGAGGUAGCUCAGUCGUCAGAAUCUAUCGAUCUUGUGCAAUGCUCUUCCGCCACUCCUAGGAUCUCCGCAGCUUUUCCUAAUUAUAGUGAAGCACAAUUGCAGUAACAGUACAGUUCAGAACAAGGAAGGUCAGGACAGUCUAUGCAUGUUGUAAAAUAAUGAGUGUUUACAGCCACCUUCUCCUAAAACAAAAAUUUAUACUGGAGUGGAUAGUAUUCCAUUAUGUAGACUUACAACUUUGCUAAGUGCUUUUUAGAUUGCUUAAAAUUUUUUCAAGAUUUUAAAAGAUGUAUAAGGUUAAGUGUGCAAAUACAAUGGAAAUGCUGUAUAUCUUUUGAAGUGAUAAAAUCCACGUUGGAAUUUUAAAGAAAAUAUGUUGUGAUAAUGCUGUUGUAAGUAAUAUUUUCAUGUCUCUUUUUGCCUGUUUUCUAUUUCAGCACAUUCAUUGUGGUGAAUGUUCAUAGCAUUAUAAUUGCUUAGCCAUUGGAUGAUAACAUUUGUUAGUGGAAAUUGGAAGAUUUAUUUGUGAAAUUCUGCAGAAUUCAUUUUUCUAUUUCCAAUAUUUGCUGAAGUUAAAUAAAAAUUUUCAAGCCA